UUGGUAAUUUAAAUGGAAAUAAUGUGUUUAAGAUGCGUAUAUUUAGAUCAUAUAAAUUAUAUGAAAGCAAUUUUAACGAAAUUAUUUAAAUUUAUUGUUGAUAAAAAAAAAUUUGGCAAUGUGGCCUGUCUUGAUGCAGUACCAUUCACAAUCAUUAGCAUCAUAAAGAUGGAACCACGCAAGUUAUCGAUACAAUCAUAUUAAUAUCGAGUACAGUUGCGAAUUCUUGUAAAUAUUUUCAUGUUUUUUGUUCAGUAAUAAAAUUAUGAUAAUGAUAUAAAAAAUGUAGCACUUUAGAGUGUAUAACGAUUAAGUAUUAAUGUCAAUUUAAAUAAUGCACUGAACGGUGACAAUAAAUAUUAGUGAACAAUUGUUAUCGAACGUAUUCAGAUAUCGAGUAUUUUUUACAAAUAGUUACAUCCUUAAUACGUUUUGUUUAUCCAUUGCAAUUUGUUUUGUGCUUGAUUGGAAGAAUAAAUAAUAAACCUAAUAAGAGACUUAUUAUUGUUAUAAAAUACAUAUAAAAAGGUGAAAUGGGGGAAGCCACUUAUCCAGAUCUGGAGAAAAUGUGUAGAUUGUGUCUACGCAUUUUUGAUCAGUCAGAACUUGUCGAUAUUUUUCCACAAAGUGGAGCCUCCGCAGACAGUACUUCGGUGCAGCUGUCCAUACCAAUGCGUAUCAUGGCAUGCGCCGCUUUGGAAGUACAAACUGGCGAUGGACUGCCGAAAUCAAUAUGCACCGAAUGUCGUUACCAGUUAGAAAAGUCAUACUAUUUUCGCAAACGUAAUCAACAAUCUGAUAGCAAAUUGCGCAAACAUAUUCGUCUGUUAAACCUUGGUAAAAAGAGCCGUGUUUUUGAGAAAUCGGAGGAUGACGAUUUCGAAGAUGAACUAGAAUACGAGGAUUCUAUUAAAUUUAUACAGAAAACUGAAGAAGAAAAGAAGGCGUCAGAAAUAACAUUAUGGGAACAAAAGUCUCAGAAAGAGCUUGAUGAAAAGAUUGCUGAAGCCAAAAGAGAAUGGAUAGAAAAAUAUAAAAUUGAUGUGCGCGAUGAGGUAGCAAUGGAGUUACGUAGUGCUGUCGUAGCUGAAGUGAAAGAGGAGUUGAGAUGUGAAAUGGAGCAGGAUUUACGAACGGCUCUACGCGAUGAAUGCUUGGAGCAGGCAAAGGAAGAGCUGCGUUUAGAUGUAAUGGAAGAAUGUCGUGAACAAGAAAGACUAGCACUGCUCGACGAUUUGCAAGCUUUUUUAAAUACAAAAAGAGAUCCAACCAUGACGACUAAGGGGAACACAAUAAUAGUUUCAAAAGCAAUUGAGCAGAACAUAGAACAAAAAGUGGUACAACAAAAGGAAAGAAAUGAAAAGGUACCAAUGGCGGAAAAGAGAAGGGCAUCAGCGUCACCCGCUAAAGGCGAAAUCGUUAAUAAUAAUGACAUAUGUGCAGAAACAGAAGCCGAUGGCGAUGUCGAGGGUGAAGCUGAAGAAGAGCCGGAAUUCUAUUUAAUAGAGUCAAUCAAUAGUCAUGAAGGUGAAGGUUCUUUAGUAUCAGAAAAGGCACCUAGUAGAAAACGUCCAAAAAUAGACAAAAGUCAACGGUUUGAAUAUUUUGAAGAUAGAUUAGGAAGCGGAAAUUUUCGUUUAACAGCCUCGGAAAGCAGUAGUCAUGAGCCUGGCACGGAAUCCUAUCACAUUGCAGAUACUGGUGAUGUUCAAUAUUACAAAAAAGACGCCAAAAACGAAGACGAAGAUGGUGAAUGCGAGGAAAUGGAUGGAGAAGAUGAAGGUGAUAACGAAGAAGGAGUUAUUGUUUUUAAUUUUGCUGAUGACAUUGAAGGCGAACAAGUCGAGGCAAUGGAUUUCGCCGAUCUUAAGAAGUUAUACGUAAUGAAGUCUUCAAAGCCGGAGCAAAUGGUUAGCGAAGAGAAUGAAGAAUCUAAACCAAACACCAUGCCGACUUUUACAAAACAAAUCGUGGCAAACAGUACAAAUUCCGUCGAUUUGGGUAACACGGUAGAUUUCCCUGUACAUCUACGAAAAACCGAUACACCGAAGACAUUCAAGUGCGAAUCAUGUCCCAUGGUUUUCUCCACAAGCAAUGCCAUGAAUCGUCACCUGCGCACACAUCAAAAAGGCGAACAACGUGGCAUAUCCUACCAGUGCUCCGUGUGUCUUGUAUAUUUAUCCUGCAAAAGCGCACUCAACCGUCAUAUGAUCAUACACACUGGCGAAAAGCCAUAUGUGUGUGACGAAUGUGGCAAAUCAUUUGUGCAACGCGAAGUACUCAAGCGACAUAUGUUAACGCAUACGGGCUCCAGACCGCAUAAGUGCACACAUUGCCGACGUACAUUUUCACAAAAGAACAAUUUAAUUAAUCACAUAAACCGAGCGCACUCAGAAGUGCCAAUGGGACAACAAUACGCAUGCCAUCUAUGCCCCAAGCGUUUCAGUCACACGUCGGGUCUUAGCCGUCAUCUGGUCACACAUACGGGCUUGACAUUUCAAUGCACCGAAUGCAAGCGGAAAUUCGCCGAUCGUUCAUCGGUGAAACGGCAUAUAGUGAAUGUGCAUGGCGUGCGAAAGAACGUUGCAAUCGAAAGCGUAAAAAAAGCGACGGAUGUUGAAUAUUACUCCGUUGAAUGUGUCGACGGCGUCGAAACGACUGAGGAGAACGGCGCAGCAUUUUUGGUAUGAUGAGGACUCGUAAUUGUUUAAAUUUCAAAUAUUAUUUGUAUUAUUUUGCCUGAAGCACUUAUGUGAGCUUAUUUAGAUUAAGAGGCCAUCAACUUGUUACGCACAGUAACAUUAAAUUAGUUUUUAAUUUUUUUUAUAAUUUUACACAUCGAUUUGUUGUUAACUAAUUGUUAGCAAUUUGUAGAAUUUAAAUUAUUUCAAAUAUGUAUUUCGUUUGUACAGAAAAUUUAAACAUACGAUCAUAAAAAUAUUUUUACAAAUUAACAAUAAAAUUUCGAAAAUCUUAAACAUUUUAAUUUAAGCAGUUAAGAAGAAAAUCUAAAAUUUUUCGAUUUCAUUCUUGCCUUCAUUGUUCAGUUAUUUGUUACGAUAUAUACGAAGGUGGAAGCGGUUAGUUUCCUUUUCCUAUUGCCUGAAUCCAUCGCAAUAGUUACUACUAAUAAUCGCCGAAAGUACACCCUUUGUCCUUUGAUGCUUGUCGUUCCGGUUAUGUAGACGGGGCUGUGUAAUGGCAUCCCUAUUAUCGCUUCUAAUUAGAAUUUCAUUGUUCUUAACGACUCCAGCGGACCUCAAUUUUGUACCAAAAUACUAUUGUGAUUGUCGUAGGAUGGCCAAGAAACUAUUUUAUUUAAAAACUCCUCACUAAGCAGUUGUUUCCGGAAUUUUUUCGUAAACAUUUUUAAGUACAAAAAUUACAAAAUAAGUAAUAUAUUAAUGUUUAGUUUGCAGAAAUUUUUAACAAAACACUUUUUCUUUUAAAAUUCACCCCAAUCACGAAAAGUGUGAACAAAUUCUUGUGCACUUCUGGCAAUGUCAGCAUUCAAAUGACACAUCGCUAAUACCAACAAUUUUGACAGUUAAAGUUUUUGUGCCCAAACUGCGCUUGAUUAAAUUUUAAAAUUAAAUAAAAAGAACAAAUUUUUAAGA
Zeugodacus cucurbitae (melon fly) is the source of this 3617-nucleotide messenger RNA. RefSeq names its product zinc finger protein 165. NCBI's taxonomy places the organism in Eukaryota, Metazoa, Arthropoda, Insecta, Diptera, Tephritidae. The coding region runs from base 534 to 2690 and encodes 718 amino acids. The record is from RefSeq and is a predicted model, not a curated record. The transcript has 3 exons. Gene Ontology annotation, biological process: regulation of DNA-templated transcription. Gene Ontology annotation, cellular component: nucleus. Gene Ontology annotation, molecular function: DNA-binding transcription factor activity, RNA polymerase II-specific; RNA polymerase II cis-regulatory region sequence-specific DNA binding; zinc ion binding.